AGCAAUUUUUUGUUUUUCUUUUUUCUCCACUGUAUUUCCAACCUCCUUUCAUAGGGUUUUUGGUGUGUCCCAAACUUCACCACUCUUUUCCCUCCAAUCCUGCUUCUCUUUUCAAUCCUUCCGUCUUCUUCGAGGUAUGCUUCUAUUGCUAAUGCAAUAACUCCCUAAUUCUUAUUUUCCUACCUUGUAAUUUUUAGCUUCUCUAUAAAUUUAACUUUUUGCUCUAUGCAUAUUGCAUUCUUAAAGCAAUAAUCUUUUAUCUCCUAAUGGCAAGAGGACCAGCAAGAAAUCUCCUUUAUCUCUAUUUAUCCAAUAAUAACAGUUCAAAGUUUAGAUUUUUUUCAGUCUCCAGUAGAUUCCUACAUACCCAUUUCACAGAACCAAAAAAAAUCCAAGAUUUUCACAUUUGUGGACACCCUUUACCAACCCCACCUCAAUUUUCACCUUUAUGGUUUAAUCAGUGGAAAAGGUUUGAUCUUUUUAAUUUUUAUGGACACCCUUUUUCCACAGUGGUGGAAAAUGAAGAUAAUGAAUCAGAACUUUGUAAUUUGGAUGUGGAAGAGAAUGAGUGUGAAAAUGGAACAUUAGGGUCUGAGAAAAGAUUGAAUUUUGUUCAAAUAGCUAGUCGUGAUCCGGUCGAAAUAUAUAAGGAGCUUAGGGGUGCUUCUAAGGGGGAAAAGCAAACGCGAGCCGAUUGGGAUGUUUUGAUUGAGAUAUUUAGAUGUUUUGCUAAGUCCGGAUGGGCUUCGAAUCAGGCUUUAGCUGUGUAUAUUGGUGCUGCAUUCUUUCCUACAGCAGCGCAUAAAUUUCGUAACUUUUUCUUUAAGAAGUGCAAGGCUGAUAUUGCAAAGUACUUAGUGUCGCUUGGUCCGUGCAUUGAGGCUGAAAAGUUUCUGUUUCCGAUCUUCGUGGAGUUUUGCUUAGAAGAGUUUCCUGAUGAGAUAAAAUGCUUCAGGAAAAUGGUUGAGUCGGCGGAUUUGACAAAACCUCAUACUUGGUUUCCAUUUGCCAGGGCGAUGAAACGCAAGAUCAUAUAUCACUGUGGUCCCACAAAUAGUGGUAAAACAUAUAAUGCAUUGCAAAGGUUCAUGGAAGCGAAGAAGGGAAUUUAUUGUAGUCCUCUAAGAUUGUUGGCUAUGGAGGUUUUCGAUAAGGUGAAUGGAUUAGGAGUAUAUUGUAGUCUUCUUACAGGGCAGGAGAAGAAGCAUGUCCCAUUUUCUAAUCACGUUGCCUGCACGGUUGAGAUGGUUUCAACUGAUGAGAUGUAUGAUGUAGCAGUUAUUGAUGAAAUCCAAAUGAUGGCGGACUCGCAUAGAGGUUAUGCAUGGACAAGGGCUCUACUAGGGUUAAAGGCGGACGAGAUACAUGUUUGUGGAGAUCCAAGUGUACUGGAUAUUGUUCGCAAAAUCUGUUCUGAAACUGGGGAUGGGUUGGUAGAACAACAUUAUGAGAGGUUUAAGCCGUUGGUGGUUGAAGCCAAGACUCUUUUAGGUGAUCUGAAAAACGUGAGGUCCGGGGAUUGUGUUGUUGCUUUUUCAAGGAGAGAAAUAUUUGAGGUUAAAUUGGCGAUUGAGAAGCAUACUAAUCACCGUUGUUGUGUAAUAUAUGGUGCCUUACCACCAGAAACUCGAAGACAGCAAGCUACCUUGUUUAACGAUCCGAACAAUGAAUUUGAUGUCUUGGUUGCCAGUGACGCAGUCGGUAUGGGUUUAAACCUGAACAUUCGAAGAAUCAUCUUCAACACCCUAUCAAAGUACAAUGGUGACAAGAUUGUUCCUGUUCCCUCGUCACAGGUGAAGCAGAUUGCGGGAAGAGCUGGUAGAAGGGGAAGUCGCUAUCCUGAAGGAUUAACCACCACUUUACAGCUGGAGGAUUUAGACUAUUUAAUCGAGUGUCUGAAGAAGCCAUUUGACGAAGUUCACAAAGUUGGGCUUUUUCCUUUCUAUGAGCAGGUUGAGUUAUUUGCGGGGCAAAUUCCAAACUCUACAUUCUCCGAGCUGCUUGAUAGGUUUGGUGAAAAUUGCCGUUUGGAUGGUUCUUAUUUCUUGUGCCAGUAUAACCACAUAAAAAAGAUAGCUAAUAUGCUGGAGAAAGUUCAAGGAUUAUCUCUUGAAGAUCGUUUCAAUUUUUGCUUUGCUCCUGUUAACAUUAGAGACCCAAAAGCAAUGUACCAUCUUCUGAAGUUUGCGUCAUCGUAUGCACAAGAACUGCCUGUUAAUAUAGCAAUGGGCAUGCCAAAAUGUUCUGCUCGUAAUGAUUCGGAGCUCUUGGAUCUCGAGACUAGGCACCAAGUGUUGUCCAUGUAUAUGUGGUUAUCUAAUCACUUUGAGAACGACAAAUUUCCAUAUUUCAAAAAGGCUGAGGCAAUGGCAACAGGGAUUGCUGAGUUACUAGGUGAAUCACUAGCAAAUGCUCGGUGGAAGCCAGAGUCAAGGAAUUCCGGGAAACAAAAAGGCCAGGAGAAGGAUGGUGGUAAUGAAAGGCCAAGGAGAAGUCAGGAAACACCUUUGUCUCAACAGCAGCAGCUGGAGAAGGUUGCUGCAUAAUACAUCUAGUUUGGUGGUUCUUGUACUAUAGACUUGUACGGGCAUCCGGUAAAGCAGAUAGUCUUGUACAGCUCCCAGAUAUAGUAGACUAGACUUGGAAUAUGACAAGCAAGAAGACGCAAGCUUCGUCCAGAUGUUAUCGCGUUUAGGUCCCUGCAAGGGUGCAUUGUUAUUUUUUAGCGUAAAUUCACAUGUUUAGUCAUGAUGCAUCGUGUUUUUAUUAAAGGAAUGAAAGAUUCGCAACAGAGGGUCUCUACUAAACUGACUUGUUCAAUCAUUGACUACUGGAGUGAAGCUAAUGGAGAUUUAAUGACUUAAAGAGUAUGUGAUCCGAAUACAUAGAAGCUGCGUCAAAAUCUAGCAACAUCAGAAUCGAGGGAAGGUGGAGGAUUCUGAUGCUUAGUACGUUUAUUUGUUAGGUGAGCUUUACUUUAUCAUGGCCACUGAUGACUAUUGGAUGAAAGCCUCAUAUGUAGUUCAUCUCAAAGGUCUCAUAUGUAGUUGUGCUAUGUAUAACAUGCAUAUUUAUUGUUGUGAGUUCUGAGGGAAUUCUCUGAACAUUUCUGGCUCUGUGAUAAAGAAUAAUGGCUAAAAGCUUGAUCUUUUCCUGUGGAA
Messenger RNA from Nicotiana attenuata, 3161 nucleotides. RefSeq names its product DExH-box ATP-dependent RNA helicase DExH18, mitochondrial. Gene Ontology annotation, cellular component: mitochondrial degradosome. Gene Ontology annotation, biological process: mitochondrial RNA 3'-end processing; RNA catabolic process. Gene Ontology annotation, molecular function: hydrolase activity, acting on acid anhydrides; RNA helicase activity; ATP binding. The coding region runs from base 267 to 2546 and encodes 759 amino acids. Lineage: Eukaryota; Viridiplantae; Streptophyta; Magnoliopsida; Solanales; Solanaceae. The transcript has 2 exons. The record is from RefSeq and is a predicted model, not a curated record.